Puma concolor (puma) is the source of this 2781-nucleotide messenger RNA. It is a transcript of the gene SLC14A2, whose product is annotated as solute carrier family 14 member 2. Gene Ontology annotation, molecular function: urea transmembrane transporter activity. The record is from RefSeq and is a predicted model, not a curated record. Lineage: Eukaryota; Metazoa; Chordata; Mammalia; Carnivora; Felidae. Gene Ontology annotation, biological process: urea transmembrane transport. Gene Ontology annotation, cellular component: membrane.
UGCCCCCUGAAGGAAAUGUCUGACACUCAUCACAGCAGCCCUCUCCUGACAGAGCCUCUUUCCAGCAGAUACAAACUGUAUGAGUCAGAGUUUACCAGCCCUAGCUGGCCCUCAAGCCCCCAGGAUACACACCCAGCCCUGCCCCUCCUGGAAAUGCCUGAAGAAAAGGAUCUCCGGUCAUCCAAUGAAGACAGCCAUAUUGUGAAAAUGGAAAAACUCAAUGAAAGGAGUAAAAGGAGAGAAAGCGGGGCAGCUCAUCGGGGCUCUACAGGCUUGGGGGGCAUCAGCCUCUUCCAAGCAGUGGGAUACCUCACAGGGGACAUGAAGGAGUGCAGGAGCUGGCUGAAAGAUAAGCCACUGGCCCUCCAGGUUACAGACUGGGUCCUGAGGGGCACUGCUCAGGUAAUGUUUGUCAACAACCCUCUCAGCGGACUCAUCAUCUUCAUAGGGCUUCUGAUCCAGAAUCCCUGGUGGACGAUUGCUGGGGUGUUGGGGGCAGUGGUCUCAACCUUAACUGCCCUCGCCUUGAACCAGGACAGGUCUGCCAUCGCCUCAGGCCUCCACGGGUACAAUGGAAUGCUGGUCGGACUACUGAUCGCUGUGUUCUCUGAGAAGUUAGACUAUUACUGGUGGCUUCUGUUUCCUGUGACCUUCACAGCCAUGACCUGCCCAGUUCUUUCCAGUGCCUUGAAUUCCAUCUUCAGCAAGUGGGACCUUCCUGUCUUCACGCUGCCCUUCAACAUUGCUAUGACCCUGUACCUGGCAGCCACCGGCCACUACAACCUCUUCUUCCCCACAACACUGGUGGAGCCUGUGUCUUCAGUGCCCAAUAUCACCUGGACAGAGAUGGAGAUGCCCUUGCUGCUACAAGCCAUCCCCAUCGGGGUUGGCCAGGUGUAUGGCUGUGACAAUCCCUGGACAGGCGGCGUGUUCCUGGUGGCUCUGUUCAUCUCCUCGCCACUCAUCUGCUUGCAUGCAGCCAUUGGCUCAAUUGUGGGGAUGCUAGCAGCCCUGACGGUGGCCACGCCCUUCGAGACCAUCUACAUGGGCCUCUGGAGCUACAACUGUGUCCUCUCCUGCAUCGCCAUAGGGGGCAUGUUCUACGCCCUCACCUGGCAGACGCACCUGCUGGCCCUCGUCUGUGCCCUGUUCUGUGCAUACAUGGGAGCAGCCCUGUCCAACAUAAUGUCGGUGAUUGGUGUGCCGUCAGGCACCUGGGCCUUCUGCCUCUCCACCCUCAUCUUCCUGCUCCUGACAACCAACAACCCUGCCAUCUAUAAGCUCCCACUCAGCAAAGUCACCUACCCAGAGGCCAACCGCAUCUACUACCUGACAGUGAAGAACAUUGAAGAAGAGAAGUCCCCCAGCGGUGUUGGUGGGGAGCAGCCAGCCACAACCAGCCCAAGGGCCGAUGAGGGCUCAGAAGCCGUGCCCCCCAAGCCCAGGAGCGUGUUCCACAUCGAGUGGUCAUCCAUUCGGAGAAGGAGCAAAGUGUUUGGAAAAGGCGAACACCAGGAGAGGCAAACCAAAGACCCUUUUCCCUAUCAGUACCGGAAGCCCACGGUUGAAUUGCUGGAUCUAGACACCAUGGAGGAGAACACUGAGAUAAAGGUGGAAGCGAACGUUUCCAAGACUUCCUGGAUUCAGAGUCACAUGGCUGCCAGUGGGAAGAGGGUCAGCAGAGCCCUCAGCUACAUCACAGGGGAGAUGAAGGAGUGUGGUGAGGGUCUUAAAGACAAAUCCCCAGUGUUCCAGUUCCUUGACUGGGUCCUCCGGGGCACGUCACAGGUGAUGUUUGUGAACAACCCCCUCAGUGGCAUCCUCAUCGUCCUUGGCCUCUUCGUCCAGAACCCCUGGUGGGCCAUCUCCGGCUGCUUGGGAACUGUUGUGUCCACUUUGACAGCUCUCAUCCUGAGCCAGGACAGGUCCGCCAUCGCAGCAGGACUUCAUGGCUACAACGGGGUGCUGGUGGGGCUGCUGAUGGCUGUGUUCUCAGACAAGGGCAACUACUACUGGUGGCUUCUGUUCCCUGUCAUCAUUAUGUCCAUGUCUUGCCCCAUCCUCUCCAGUGCCCUGGGCACCAUCUUCAGCAAGUGGGACCUCCCCGUCUUCACACUGCCCUUCAACAUCGCUGUGACCCUGUACCUGGCAGCCACCGGCCACUACAACCUCUUCUUCCCCACGAUGCUGCUGCAGCCUCCAUCCUCCGUGCCCAACAUCACCUGGUCAGAGGUCCAAGUGCCCUUGCUCUUGAGAGCCAUCCCUGUUGGAGUCGGCCAGGUGUAUGGCUGUGACAACCCCUGGACUGGAGGCAUUUUCCUCAUAGCUCUGUUCAUAUCUUCACCUCUCAUUUGCCUACACGCUGCGAUCGGCUCCACCAUGGGGAUGUUGGCAGCCCUCACUAUUGCAACGCCCUUGGACUCCAUCUACUUCGGCCUGUGUGGCUUCAACAGCACGCUGGCCUGCAUUGCCAUCGGAGGCAUGUUCUACGUCAUCACCUGGCAGACCCACUUCCUGGCCAUCGCCUGUGCACUGUUUGCGGCCUACCUGGGUGCUGCGCUGGCUAACGUGCUGUCCGUGUUUGGACUGCCACCAUGCACCUGGCCCUUUUGCCUCUCAGCACUCACCUUCCUGCUCCUGACGACCAACAACCCUGCCAUCUACAAGCUUCCACUCAGCAAAGUUACCUACCCAGAGGCCAAUCGCAUCUACUACCUAUUCCAGGAGAAAAACAGAAGAGCAUCAACCAUAACAAAGUACCAGGCCUAUGAUGUCUCCUAG